ACGUUUGUAAUACAGAAAAGUGAAGAGAAACGGGAGUUCGAGUUCAGCCGGUUGCGCACGUGCCCUCACCUCCUGGGCGUCUCAAGUUUCAUCACGCACCAUGUCGCGCGUGCUUAUCGUGCUCCUGAAGGAGCGUCAAAUGUUUCAACAGGGAGGCACUCUAGAUUUGACCUGAUCACUGAAUAGAAGCAAAGUUUUCCCUCUUUUUUGGAAGACCAAACGUGUUGCGUUGCUUUUGAGCCAGAGUUGAGCCGAGCUUCACUAAACCUUAACUUACACAAAGCCGGUAACCUGCGCGAUAUCGGCUCUGAGCUUACAGAGGCACAACACCAGAACUCCGACAUUCAAGAUGGGCGACCUCACGCUGGAAGCCAUAAUGAACAUGGACUCCAGUUCCAUAUGGCUGCUUUCUGUAACCCUUCUAGCGUUCCUGAUCCCGGUAGUCAUAAUACUACCUCCUGUAUCACCGGCCAAGAGCGAUGCGCUCCUGCAGACCCAUUCGCUCGCCGGCCUGGCGCCAUCCAAGAGCAAUCUGAAAUCACAAUACACACCGCAGAUUCACGAAGCCAAGGAUGGACAGAAGGCCAAGGUCCAGGCCAUGGUCAUCUACCCGGUCAAAUCGUGCAAGGGUAUCGAGGUCUCACAGGCGCGCGUGCUCCCGCAAGGGCUAGAGUUUGACAGACUUUUCACGUUCGCGCAGCUCAAGUCGCGGUUCCCGGUGCACGUGGACCCGAGCGCAGAAAAAGACGAGAAGGACGGGCAUUCGUGGACUUUCAUCACCCAGCGGCAGUUCGCGAGGUUGGCGACCGUGACGGUGGAGCUGUGGUUGCCGGACGAGAUGAAGCUGCGCAAGCAGAGCAUGAAGACGAAGGAGGCGUUUCUGAUUCUUCGGUUCCCUUGGAAGAAGCCCGGCUGGAGAGGUGUCGUAGACACGAUCUCUGCGAAGCUCACGAAGGGGUGGCUGAAGGGAGAGCCGGAGAUCGAGGUCCUGCUCCCCGUGGAUUUCCCCGCGGCGGAGCAGGUCAAGGCUAGGGGCUACACCUACGAGGAUGUCACCAUCUGGAAGGACACGUUCCGCGCACUCAAUAUGGGCCAGGAGUUGCCCAGAGAACUUCAGUUAUACCUGGGUGUCAGCAACAAGCUGGGACUGUUCAGGAUCGACCCAGGUAAUCUGAGAGAGGUCCAUAAAAACGCGCCCAAGAAGGAGGUGAUCGGAUGGCAGCCUGUUGUCGCCUUCCAGGAUGGAUAUCCUCUAAAUAUUCAAAAUCUUUCCAGCGUCCAGAAAUUCGCUGCUGAAGUACCCAAGGACGAGGACCUCAAACAGCUCGAUAUCAUGCGCUUCAGAGCCAACAUCAUCCUGACCGGCGCGCCUGCUUACGACGAGGAUACGUGGAAGCAGAUCCGUCUCGAGCCCGGCUCUUCUGGUCUCUAUAGCUCCGUGUCUCUGAACAUCUCCUGUCACACGACCCGUUGCAAGCUGCCCAACGUGGAUCCUGACACGGGCAAUCGCCAUGCAGUGCAGCCGGAUAAGUCGCUUCGUGCGCUCCGAGACAUUGAUCCCGGUGCGCCGAAGACUGGAUGUCUUGGUAUGCAGGCGUGCCCGCUGUUCGAAGGGGGGCUGGCCGAUGAGGAUAGAGUGGGAUGGAUCGGCGUGGGAAUGGAGAUGCAGGUUGAGCAACGGGGAGAACACCAUUACCUAAAGGACUAAGCACGACUAGAUAAGUUAAAAAAAGAAAAUAAAGAUAGAUCUCCACCGCAUAUAAGUCGUAAUUAGAGCAAACUACGCAAGAGACCUAGC
Messenger RNA from Truncatella angustata, 1798 nucleotides. Its product is annotated as MOSC domain-containing protein. Gene Ontology annotation, molecular function: molybdenum ion binding; catalytic activity; pyridoxal phosphate binding. The coding region runs from base 350 to 1708 and encodes 452 amino acids. The record is from RefSeq and is a predicted model, not a curated record. Lineage: Eukaryota; Fungi; Ascomycota; Sordariomycetes; Amphisphaeriales; Sporocadaceae. The transcript is spliced from 3 exons.